Molecule: messenger RNA, 1413 nt
Organism: Merops nubicus (carmine bee-eater)
Lineage: Eukaryota; Metazoa; Chordata; Aves; Coraciiformes; Meropidae
Gene: NSUN6
Product: NOP2/Sun domain family, member 6
Exons: 12
Coding region: 1-1413 (470 amino acids)
Biological process (GO): RNA methylation
Molecular function (GO): RNA binding; methyltransferase activity
Source: RefSeq, a predicted model, not a curated record
AUGUCUUUUUUCCCCAAAAUCUCUUUCCAAUGUGAAGUUCAACAAUAUCUCACCAAGGUGUUCAAAAAUAAUGAGCUUAUAGCUGCUUUAGGAACACAGGAAGUGGAGAGUAAAUAUCAAUCUCUGUUGAGUCAUCUAUCUCAUCCACCAGGUUUCACAGUUGUUAGAGUUAAUACCCACUUGGCCUCAGUGAAACACGUGAAAAAAUUGCUGCUUGAGGAGAUCCAAAAGCAAUUUAAAGGACUAUGUGUUCCAGUUCUUGAGCACCCGAAACUCCAGGACAUCUUGUUAAUUCCUGUCAUUGGACCCAGGCGAGAUUUACAAAAACAUGCCUCUGAAGUCAUUGUUGGAGCCCAGUGUGGAUAUGCAGUCCUCCGAGGAGCACACGUUUAUGUCCCUGGAAUCAUAUCUACCUCAAGAUUUAUGAAAGCUGGAGAUCUGGUCUCAGUGUAUUCAGAUAUUGAAGGGAAAUGUAAAAGGGGAGCUAAAGAAUUUGACGGAGUCAAAGUUUUCCUUGGCAAUGGGAUUUCAGAACUGAGUCGCAGUGAAAUCUUUAGUUCAAGUGGCCCACUGAGUGGGAUGGGCAUAAGAAUGAUAGAGCCAGUCUACCUUAGUCCUUCAUUUGACAAUGUGCUCCCUAGUCUUUUGUUUUUACAGAACUUGCCUUCUGUGGUUGUGAGCCAUAUUUUAAACCCUCAACCAGGUGAGAGAAUUUUGGAUAUGUGUGCUGCACCUGGAGGAAAAACAACCCAUCUUGCAGCAUUAAUGCAUGACCAGGGUGAAGUAAUAGCCAUGGACAAGAUAGCUCACAAGGUCAAAAAAAUUAAGCAGAAUGCUGAACUGUUCCAGUUGAAUUGCAUUAAGGCCUUUUGCUAUGAUGGAACAAAGGCACUUUCAGUUGAGAAGAAAGAGGAUGAACAAGGUGAAGGACCUCCAUUCUUACCAGAGUCAUUUGAUCGAAUUCUUCUUGAUGCUCCAUGUAGUGGGAUGGGACAGAGACCAAACAUGGCCUAUUCCUUGACUUUAAAGGAACUGACCUCCUAUCUGCCACUACAGCGCAAGCUCUUCACUGUGGCAGUGAAAUUGCUGAAGCCAGGAGGUGUUUUAGUAUAUAGUACAUGUACGAUUACACUCUCUGAAAACGAGGAGCAAGUUGCUUGGGCCCUGAAAACUUUUCCGUGCCUCCAGCUUCAGCCACAGGAACCUCACAUGGGAGGAGAAGGCAUGAGGGGAGCUGGACUGCUACUUGAUCAGUUGAAGCUGGUGCAGAGAUUUGAUCCAUCUGCUAUGACAUUGCAAGGAAUGGAUAUUAAUUCUUUGCAAGACUUCAGGGAAGAUGAUCUGAUUUCACUGGCAAAUAAGGACUGUAUAGGAUUUUUUAUUGCGAAAUUUAUUAAAUCAAACGGUAACUAA